AUGGAUGAGGCUUUCGCGCAUAUUGAAAGUGAUGAGAAGAAGUCUAAGAAGGGGCUGGUACCUCCAGACGGAGGUUGGGGAUAUGUGGUCGGAAUAGGAGUGGGAUUCACAUUCAUGUUGGGAUUUGGCUCUUCAAAUGCUUUUGGCAUAUUGUUUCAUAAUUUCUUUUUGGAGCAAGGCAGUGCCAGUGGUCUACCAUUAGUGAUAGGAGUCUAUAAUGGAGCCCUUUCAAUAGCUGGGUUCUUAGGAGGCAUCGCUUUGAAGCGAUAUUCUUUUCGUCAGGUGGGUCUCGUUGGAGCUGGACUCUUUGUGCUUGGCGAUGUUCUCACAAUAUUCGUUCAGAAGACUUAUCAAUUAGUGUUUACAUUUGGAGUAGUAAGAGGGGCUGGUUUUGGUAUGAUGAUACCAGUAAGCUUCACCGCAUUUAACUGUUAUUUCACCAAGAAAAGAACAGCUAUGAUGAGCGCCAAUCAAGCAAUGAGCAGUUUGGCGUCUAUAACCUUCCCGAUGCUGGUGACAUUCCUUCUCUCGGAGUACGGGUUAAGAUGGACCCUCGCUUUAAUUAUGGCUGUGGACCUUCAUCUAGUCUUUGCUAUGCUAGUCAUGCAUCCUGUUGAAUGGCAUAUGAUUAAAUCUGAGGAAUAUGUUGAAAAAGAAUUAAGUGAUAUAAACAGUAUUAAGAAGGAAAACUACGAUGAGUUUGCGGUAAGAAUGUUGCCAGCUGGUGAAGAUGAGACAGAAGUUAGACCUGUUAAAAAGAGAAAGAAAGAAUCAAUGAAGAUGAACAUAGUAAAAAUUAUAUGUGAAAAUGUAGAGAUGGACUUAUUAAAAGAUCCCAAGUUUGUGAGCACGCUGGUUGGACUUGGAUUUGCUUUCGUGUCCGAUGUAACGUAUUUGGCGAUGGAACCGAUGCUCCUAUUUUCAUACGGAUUUUCAAAGAUGCAGGUAGCAACGUGCGUGAUGGUCGGGGCGAUAUCUGAUUUAUUAGCAAGAUUAGUGCUCGCUGUAGUCACUUAUUUCAUUGUUGUCGACAGCCGAUUAAUUUUCUUCAUAGGCACCUGUAUAACUGUUUUUCUUCGUAUUGGUUUAGUAGCCACAAGUUCAUUGUGGGUUGUAUUUGGCAUCACUGCAGUCUCUGGGCUGGUGAGAUGUUCGGUCCAAGUAUUGUUCCCGCUGGUCCUAGUCGGUGCAGCACCGGACAGGUUCCCUGCAGCAUUAGCUCUGCACAUAUUGUUCUCUGGUACACUCAUGAUGUUAGCUGACCCCAUGAUUGGGGUGCUGUAUGAAGCUACAGGCAGCUACGUGUACUGUUUCUUCGCAAUGAGCUUCUGUUGUUUAGUCUGUGUCAUGCUGUGGAGUAUAGAAUACUUAGUCUACCGCAAAGGUAGGACGAAUAGUAAUAGAGGAUUUUAG
Molecule: messenger RNA, 1413 nt
Organism: Spodoptera littoralis (African cotton leafworm)
Lineage: Eukaryota; Metazoa; Arthropoda; Insecta; Lepidoptera; Noctuidae
Source: the annotation of a GenBank genome assembly